This is a messenger RNA of Folsomia candida, 2188 nucleotides long. RefSeq names its product interferon-induced, double-stranded RNA-activated protein kinase. The record is from RefSeq and is a predicted model, not a curated record. Gene Ontology annotation, molecular function: protein kinase activity; ATP binding. The transcript is spliced from 2 exons. NCBI's taxonomy places the organism in Eukaryota, Metazoa, Arthropoda, Collembola, Entomobryomorpha, Isotomidae. Gene Ontology annotation, biological process: protein phosphorylation. The coding region runs from base 131 to 1240 and encodes 369 amino acids.
CCUGAUAAGAUAUUCCUCAUUCUCACUAUUGCAUAACCAUCCUACUCAAAACCAAAUUCAUCCUGUACCCACCACCAUUUCCAAAAAUAUUCUCCUUCUUAAAAAUAACGAACAAUAUAACUUUACCACCAUGACGACCGUCCCAGACUUUUUAGAAACCGUUUCUACCUACAAAUCCUACCUGGGUCACGGCUCCUUCGGAUUUGUCUUAUUGGCAGAGCACAAUGACAAAACUUCCUCCGCUAUAAAAUUCAUCUACCCGACGGACGACGCAAAGAAAAACGUUCAACACCAGCGCGAGGCCACCUUAACCAAACCACUUCGGAGACAUGAAAAUCUGGUCACCGUCAAGAAUUCGGUGUUCCAGAAAACUCUGAAUCCAUCCCAAUUAAACGAUAUUUUUAGCCAUUGCUCCCACACGACCGAAGCUACGUGGAAGGACCUCCCAACAAAGAUACAAAAUUUGGGUUGGACUUGCAUUCAAAUGGCGCCCUGUGGCAAAAAUUUGUCGCGCUGGCUGGAUGAUCCCGAUUCCAAUAUCACUUCAGUUUUCGUCCAGCUUAAACAAAUUCAAAUUAUCCACGGUCUCGUUUCCGGGCUGAGGUUUCUACACAGCAACAAAAUAAUACACCGUGACUUAAAGCCGGGCAACGUCAUGUUCACAAAAGAAUAUCAACUCCCAAUCAAAAUUGGAGAUUUUGGCCAAUGUCGCAUGGUCCCAGGUCAUGAAGACCAUACCUUUACCAAGAGUGGCAUUGGAACUAGGCAAUACACAGCGCCCGAAGUUCUCGACAGGAGAGGUAAAUACUCCUAUCAAUCGGACUUGUUUUCUCUUGGAUUAAUAAUUUGGGUGGUGGUUCUUAAAAAUACUCAAGUCCAAAGUCUAUUCAAUCGAUUAGUUUAUGAUGAAAGUGCCGAAUUAGUCAAAGAUGAUCACCCCCUUAUUGGAAAAAUUGCUAAGCAACUUGUUACAAGUUUAACUAAAAAAAAGGUCGAAGAGAGAUGCCAGAAUAUGGGUGAUGUCGAGAAAAUUAUCAGCAACUGGGAAUCCGUACAAAUUACGGAGAAAGAACUACACUGCCGAAACGGGGAAGAUUUAAUGCUAUGCUUGCCAUUUGUGUCUCCCGGGUCGACCAUUCUCUUAGAAAGUAUCGUGCACCAAGGUCAGUUCACAUUGAUGACAGAUAACGUACGCAUUGUGGGGAAAGGAGUGCGUCAUAAAGUCGCCAAACAGUUUUAGAAUUUUUGGAAAUGGCUGUUCCAUUUCAAACUUGUGUAUCUCGCCAACUCCCUCGCUCGACUUUUCCCUUCUAAUCUCGGGCUCUGGUUACACGGUGGAAAACAUUACUUCCCGUGGUAUCAAUCUCCGCGGGGAUAAAUGCACUUUGGCCAAUAUCUACGUUACCAAGGCCAACAUCGGAAUCAAAAUUUCCGGCAAUGGGAAUAAUAUUCGAUCCGUAAAAUUUGAAAACAUUGCCAACACCCUGAUUGAGCAGGAUAACUACACACAGAACUCCAUUUCCGAUAUUACUCAACUAAAUUGUGGCGUUCCAUUUGUGACACGAUUGAAAAGUUUUAAAAUAAAGCAGCCAAAAAAGUCUGGACACCUUGUAGUAUGUAUAUAUUUAUGAGAUGAUGAUGAGAUGAAGUGUGUGUGAUGAUGCAACCGAGUUUUAGAUGCACUAAUAGUUAGUUAAAUAUAUUAGGGAUUAGUUAAAUAAGUUAGGGUUAGUGGGAUGGGGUUUUAGUUGGUUAACUAAGAGUGUGAAAGUGGGGUUGGUUUUGUGGCGAUGGGUCCAAGUUAAGUACCCAAUCUCACAUUGACCCACCGCGAGUCCCAGUAGUUCUAGUAGUUCUUUCUCUCUCCCUGUUUCUACGGUUCCUGGAAUUUGGAGGUGACGCGGGGACGAGAAGCAGAUCCGAAGGCGAGAGGAAAACAAGUCGUAAGUCGUAGCAGGGAAGAGACGUGGUCAUCCGGUCUCUCUAAAGUUGUUGGGUGUGGACAUCCGGCUCAACAACUAGAUAGGGUUAAAGAUUUAUACGGGGGGCCGUAUUUUCGUUUAUAGUUUUUCAAGGGAGUAACUCGGUCACACGCAAAAGUAGUUCGUCUCAUCAUCAUCUCUUGGGGUUAUCUUUUUGUGAAAGUUGGUCUGCUCAAUGAUUAAUAAAUAGUUGUUCAAGUCAGUUA